Arachis duranensis is the source of this 537-nucleotide messenger RNA. RefSeq lists its product as uncharacterized. NCBI's taxonomy places the organism in Eukaryota, Viridiplantae, Streptophyta, Magnoliopsida, Fabales, Fabaceae. The coding region runs from base 1 to 537 and encodes 178 amino acids. The transcript has 3 exons. The record is from RefSeq and is a predicted model, not a curated record.
AUGGCGAAUCACGUGGAUUAUUUUAAAGGUAGGAGUAUAUUAGCACCAACACUUGAUGUCGUAACUGAAGUAAACAAUCAUGUGAUGUCUUUGAUCCCUGGCAACGAGAGGAUAUACUUGAGCUCUGAUACAAUAAUUAGUGAAGAUGGUCACCUGGAAUCUGAAUUAUAUACAAUGAGCACCGAGUCAUUGAAUGCGCUAAAUUUUUCAGGGAUUCCCCAACACCGGUUAGUUCUUAAAAUCGGUGUUCCUGUCAUGCUUCUUCGCAAUGUUGACCAAUCAAAAGGACUAUGCAAUGGUACGCGCAUGCAGGUUAAACGUCUUGGUGACCAUAUCAUUGAAUGCGUCAUCUUAGCAGGUCAUAAUACUGGUGAUGCUGUAUUUAUUCCCAGGAUGAACAUGUCACCCAAUAAUGAUACAUUACCAAUAAGGUUUACUCGAGGCCUGUUUUUACUCAUGUCUACAGAGAAGUUUUUACCGAGAUACUACCUAACAUUCUCCCUUGAUCAGUUUACCUCUCAUGUGCUCCUUCAGUAA